AUGGCAUUCCGCAGCCCUUUCGCGAUCCCCCGGCAGCUCUUGACUGGGACCACAUCUCUUGGUCGGUCAGCAAUUAACAGUCGAUUGAGAUGCAUGACCGAUCAACGAGGUCUCGCGACGGUAGUACCGCCAGUCACACAAGAUGCGACAGGCUCCAAGGGCCCGACGGCUAUGGUUUUUAUGAACAUGGGUGGACCUUCUACGACGGACGAGGUGGAGGACUUUUUGAGCAGACUAUUUGCCGACGGUGAUUUGAUUCCCCUAGGACGAUUCCAAUCGUAUAUCGGCCCCCUCAUCGCACGUCGAAGAACCCCAAAGAUCCAAAAGCAGUACGCAGAUAUCGGCGGCGGAUCGCCCAUUCGGAAAUGGUCCGAGUACCAAUGUGCAGAAAUGUGCAAGGUAUUGGAUAAGAUCUCCCCGGAGACUGCGCCGCAUAAGCCUUACGUUGCCUUCCGCUAUGCUGCCCCAUUGACCGAGACCAUGUAUGAGCAGCUUUUCGCCGAUGGAUUUGGCAAUGGCAAGGGGGGACGUGCUGUCGCAUUUACACAAUACCCCCAGUACUCCUGUUCAACGACCGGCAGUUCCCUUAACGAACUAUGGAAGUGGCGUAAUCGUCUCGAGGGAAAGCGCGCGAAUGGAGGGUCCGAGCCGGCUGGCUCAAUCCAAUGGAGUGUUAUUGACCGUUGGCCCUCUCACGCUGGUCUUGUGGAAGCUUUCGCACAGAAUAUCGAGGCCCAGCUCAAGACAUACCCAGUGGAGAAGCGGGAUAAGGUCGUGUUGCUGUUUUCGGCCCAUAGCUUACCUAUGAGCGUUAUCAACCGAGGCGACCCCUACCCCGCCGAAGUUGCCGCGACAGUUCAUGCCGUAAUGCAACGACUCAACUUCAAAAACCCCUACCGCCUGUGCUGGCAAUCUCAGGUGGGACCCAAAGCGUGGCUCGGGGCCCAGACUAGCGAUACCGUUCAAGAGUAUGUGAAACGAGGACAGACGGAUUUGAUCCUAGUUCCCAUUGCAUUUACAAGUGACCAUAUUGAGACACUAUAUGAGUUGGAUCAGGAAGUCAUCCAUGAAGCCAACAACCCGGGUGUCAAGCGUGCAGAGAGCUUGAACGGAAGCCCAGUCUUCAUCCAGGCACUUGCCGAUAUUGCUCGCGACCACUUGCGAAAGGGAGAAUUGUGUUCUCGCCAGAUGACCCUGCGUUGCCAGGGUUGCACCAGCGAGCGAUGCUUGGGCCAGAAGAAAUUCUUUGCAGGCCAAGAAAAUGCUUCUAUGGUGAUAUAA
Penicillium robsamsonii is the source of this 1281-nucleotide messenger RNA. RefSeq names its product ferrochelatase HEM15. The coding region runs from base 1 to 1281 and encodes 426 amino acids. Gene Ontology annotation, biological process: heme biosynthetic process. The transcript has 3 exons. The record is from RefSeq and is a predicted model, not a curated record. Gene Ontology annotation, molecular function: protoporphyrin ferrochelatase activity. NCBI's taxonomy places the organism in Eukaryota, Fungi, Ascomycota, Eurotiomycetes, Eurotiales, Aspergillaceae.